Molecule: messenger RNA, 1261 nt
Organism: Neltuma alba
Lineage: Eukaryota; Viridiplantae; Streptophyta; Magnoliopsida; Fabales; Fabaceae
Product: probable 28S rRNA (cytosine(4447)-C(5))-methyltransferase
Exons: 10
Coding region: 16-987 (323 amino acids)
Biological process (GO): rRNA base methylation; maturation of LSU-rRNA
Cellular component (GO): nucleolus
Molecular function (GO): rRNA (cytosine-C5-)-methyltransferase activity; RNA binding
Source: RefSeq, a predicted model, not a curated record
CAUGUUUUGAUAACUAUGGUUGAUUUGGCAGCUGCACCUGGUGGUAAAACAACUUAUAUUGCUGCUCUUAUGAAGAAUACUGGAAUUGUUUUUGCAAAUGAAAUGAAGGUGCCCCGGCUUAAAUCACUUACGGCAAAUUUGCAUCGUAUGGGAGUGUCAAACACUGUAGUCUGUAACUACGAUGGAAAGGAGCUCCCCAGGGUCUUGGGUCUCAAUUCUGUUGAUAGGGUGUUAUUGGAUGCCCCUUGCAGUGGUACUGGGGUUAUAUCUAAGGAUGAGUCUGUAAAAACCUCUAAAAAUCUAGAAGAUAUACAGAAAUGUACCCAUCUACAAAAGCAAUUGAUUCUUGCUGCUAUUGACAUGGUGGAUGCUAAUUCAAAAUCUGGGGGUUAUAUUGUUUAUUCGACAUGCUCCAUCAUGGUGGCAGAGAAUGAAGCAGUCAUUGACUAUGCUUUAAAAAAGAGGGAUGUUAAACUCGUGCCAUGUGGUCUUGACUUUGGGCGUCCUGGGUAUAUAAGGUUUAGGGAACAACGUUUUCACCCUUCAUUGGAAAAGACAAGGCGUUUCUAUCCUCAUGUUCACAAUAUGGAUGGUUUUUUUGUUGCGAAGUUGAAAAAAAUGAGCAACUCAAAGCCAAGUGCAAAACCAUUAGAACCGACAGAAGAGGAGGAAGGUGCCCAGCUUGUGAAUGAAAAGGAGGUUACAAGUAAUGGCGAGAAGCAAGAUGCAGAUGGCAAGAAGCAAGAUGCGGAUGGCAAAAAGCAAUAUGCAAAUGCCAAAAAGCAAAUUGCAAGUGGCAAAAAACAAACUGCAAAUGGUAAAAUACAAACUGCAAACGGCAAACUGGCAUCUGAAUCCAAAAAGAGGAAGAAAAGGCAAUUUCCAUCUAGAGAGGAAAUUUCGAAAGCCAGGGAAGAGAAGAGGAAAGCUUUAAGACAAAAGAAAGGAAAGAAGGCAGGAAGCAAAAAGGCUAAACAUGGGGAUUGAGCAGAUGUAACAGGCCAAGCGGAAGUUGUUAUACAUGGUUUCUGGAACAGACAAAUCACUGUAGUUUAGUGCAGACCAAGACCCCAGAAACAGAAAGAUAGGAGUACGAGGUGCUUUCACGUCAUUAAAUUAUAGAUUGGGGCGUUCCCUAACGUCACCGUUAGGGCUCAGUUUUGUAGCGUUUUCUUUUCCCUUUAUUAUUAUUGUUUGUGUUUAUUACUUUCUUCUGUUCAAAAUAUAAGCCUGAUUUAAUCCAGUUAUGUUUGUCAAAAAA